This is a messenger RNA of Dipodomys ordii (Ord's kangaroo rat), 317 nucleotides long. Its product is annotated as defensin-5-like. Gene Ontology annotation, biological process: defense response to Gram-negative bacterium; antimicrobial humoral immune response mediated by antimicrobial peptide; innate immune response in mucosa. Lineage: Eukaryota; Metazoa; Chordata; Mammalia; Rodentia; Heteromyidae. The record is from RefSeq and is a predicted model, not a curated record. The transcript is spliced from 2 exons. Bases 10 to 297 code for a protein of 95 amino acids. Gene Ontology annotation, cellular component: extracellular region; extracellular matrix.
CUGUGCACCAUGAGGACGCUGGCUCUCCUCGCUGCCCUUCUCCUGCUGGCCGUCCAGGCCCACAGCGCAACUCUGCCCGAACCAGCGGAGGAGGUCCCAAACCAGAGCCAGCCAGAGGAUUGGGAAAUGGACAUCAGCUUCUCAGGACCUGGAAGUUCUGCUCUCCGAGAUGCAGGUCUAGCUCAGUCCCCCAUGCAGUGCCGCUGCACAUCAGGCUCGUGUGGCAGCAGAGAAUUCCUCUUGGGGAUCUGUUAUGAAGGACCUAGAAUCUUCAACUUCUGCUGCCGCAGAUUGUGAAGAGCAAAAAAAUGAAGGCA